AUGAAAACAAAUGUACAAGUCAAAGAUGAACCUGUUGAAUUACAAGUUAAUGAAUUACUUCGUUUAUAUGGUUAUAAUUUAACAAAUCAAUCAUCAAUAAAAACAUCUCGAACAAAAUCAAUUGUUAAUCAAGAACAAGAACCAUCAACAUGUGCUUGGUGUCAAAAAUUAGGUAUACGUUCAUUUACAUUACGUACUGAUAAUGAUGAUUCGAAAACAUUAUGUAGUGAAGUAUGUUUUAAUCAAUAUCGUCGUGCAUCAUUUAAAAAGAAUAAAGGUUCUGAAUCUGAUAUUGAUCAUAAUACAUUACCAAUUAUAUCAACAAUAAAAAAUAAAAUAGAAUUCAAUAAUAAUAAUAAUAAUAAGUCUUUCGAUAAGAAAAAUGGAACUAAUAAUAAAUAUGAGCAUCAAUUAAAUGAUACAAAUCGACGAAAAUUAUUAUUACCACUUCGUCGUCCAACACCAACAAUAUCAAAAACAAAAACGAAUAGUAUUACUCGAAAAUUAUCAUCAUCAUCUCCAUUAUCAAAACGUCAUCGAUCAUCUUCUUCUUCAUCAUCAUCAAUUUCUCCUUCAAAUGGAAAAGUUCAUCGUAUUGAUCAAACAACAACAACAACAUCAACAUCAUUAGUUCCUUCUAAACUACCUGUUAGUCUUACUUGGCAACCUUCACUUGUUUUACCAUCGAAUAUUUCUUGGCCACCUCCAGUCGAUAUCAACCGUUUUCAAUAUCCAUUUUUUGCUCCUCCUCCUCCUCCCCCUCCUCCUGCUCCUUUACUACCACCUCCACCACCACCGCUACCAUUACCUAUCACAUCAUCAUCAUCAUCAUCAUCGUCAUCAAAUUUAUUUACAACAUUAACAAAAGGAACAUUAUCAAAUUUUACUUGUAUUCUACCAACCUUUAUCCCAUUACCUAUUCCAAUACCAAUUCCACUUUGUUUUCCUAUACAACUACCUCAUACAAAAUGUUCAAUUAAAGUCAAUAAUCAACAAUGUCAAACAUUAUUUGAAGAUAAUAUACAUCAAAAAUUAAUACGAAGACUAUCGAUUUAA
This is a messenger RNA of Rotaria sordida, 1056 nucleotides long. The record is from the annotation of a GenBank genome assembly. NCBI's taxonomy places the organism in Eukaryota, Metazoa, Rotifera, Eurotatoria, Philodinida, Philodinidae.